UCAGAGGGAGAAGAGAAAGGGGGCGUGAACCCCCCACCUUGGGUAAGAGAGUGAGAGGGAAGAGAGAAAGGGGGCGUGAACCCCCCACCUUGGGUAAGAGAGUGAGAGGGAAGAGAGAAGGGAGGCGUUAACCCCCCGUCUUGGGUAAGAGAGUGAGAGGGAAGAGAGAAAGGGGGCCUAAAACCCCAGUUGAGUCCGAGGGAAGAGAGAAAGGGGUCUGAAACCCCCUCGGGUAAGUUGAGUCAGAGGGGAAAGAGAAAGGGGGGUUGAACUCCCGCUUGGGUAAGUGGAGUCAGAGCGAAGAGAGUAAGGGGUCUGAAACCCCCUUGAGUAAGUUAUGAGUCAGGGGGAAGAGAGAAAGGGGGUCUGAAACACCCUUGGAUAAAUAAUGAGUCAAGGGAAGAGAGGAAGGGGGCCAGUAACCCCCUUGGGUAAGUGGAGUCAGAGGGACGAGAGAAGGGGGCGUGAAACCCCCUUGGGUAAGUUGAGUGAGGGAAGAGAGAAAGGGGGUCUGAAACCCCCUUGAGUAAGUUAUGAGUAAGAGUCAAGAGAGAAAGGGGGCCUGAAUUUCCCUUGGGUAAGUUAUGAGUCAGGGGGAAGAGAGAAAGGGGGUCUGAAACACCCUUGGAUAAAUAAUGAGUCAGAGGGAGAAGAGAAAGGGAGCCGGCAACCCCUUUGACUCCGUGUGUAUUGAGUGGGAAGUGUGGGUUACAGACUCUGACUGUAAGUUGAGUGGGAAGUGUGGGUUUCUGAGCGUGACUGUAAGUUACUUCGGAAGGGUUGGCUUUCAGACCCCGAAUCUCGGCCCGGCAUAGUUGAAAGGAAAGUGGAGUUCCUCUUACCUCGAACGUCUCGACUGGAUCCUUUCUCCGCAUUCUUUCGUAACGCUGGCGUCGAUGGCGCUCGUGUCUGUUUAUCCGCCGCACGAGUCGCGUGCGCGAGGUUCAGGAAGGUCAAUACCUAUUCCACGACUAGCUUCCGCCGUUCGAUCUCGUCGUCCCGUCAAUCUCGAUCGUCCGCCUGAUCCGGUCGCAGCCGCUCCGCUGUUAUCGGAUGACGCGAUCGAGCCAGUUCCGUCGUUGUAGCGAACGAGUAGUGCCUUCUUGCACGGUGCCUUUUCGUCUCAGGCUGCCAGACAGCCACUCGGAAGCGAGCGAGAGAGCACAGGGCUGUAGCCGGCCAUUUGUGAACCGCCGUUUUCUCCCUAAAGCCCGAUGGAGCCUCUUGGAGCGUAGAGCCGCAGCAACGUGAGCACGAGGUGACGGCUCUGUGUAGUGCGUUCAGGCAACGCGUCGUGCGAUCCAGGCGACGGCUCUGAGCGCUAGCAAGGCGUUGAGCACUGCGAUGAGCAGGCAGCAUCAGUACGAGCAGCAGCGGCAGCAUGCGCGCGAGGAGGCGGCGAUGGAGAACCUGAUGGUGGCGGGAAGCCGCACCAAGAAGGAGCUGUCCGUGUCCGCGUCCAUCGUCAUCGACGACGACGUCGCAGGGCCAUCCGAGUCGCACGGGCAGCUGCCGUGCGCCAUCUGUCAGCAGGCGAUAGGCGUGGACGCGGAGGGGCGGGAGUUCGUGCCGUGCGAGUGCGCGUACCGCAUCUGCCGCCCGUGCUACGAGUACAUCCGCGCGCAGGAAGGCAACCGCUGCCCGCAGUGCCUCGCCAAGUACCGCCGCCUGCCCGGGAGCCCCCCUGUGGACGACGACCCGCCAGAGGAGGUAAUUCGGCACCUCGAGGAGUCCAUUCUCGACGGCCCUGCCACUGCUCUCCCCGCUGCCACCGCCCUCGCGCCCUCCGCCCUGCCGCUCUUCUCGUCCGCGCCUCAGCUGGCGCUGGAAGGGCCUGCGUCAUCGCCCCCGUCCUCAUCCGUCUCAUCUGCGUCACCAGCAGCUGCUACCCCACUGGACCUCCCCUCUGCUGCGCCACACCCUGCUGCCGCAGCGGCUGCCAGUAGCAGCCAUCCGGGCACGCCAGGCGCUCAUGCCAGUGGCAGUAGCACGGCCAGUGGCAAGCACGCAAGUGCCACGGCUGCUGGCAGCAACGGGGUGGGCGAGCAGGGCAGUCCGGCGAGCGUCGUUGCUGCCGGCGGGGCAAGUCCAGGUGGCAGUGGCGACGAGAGCGCUUCCUCCGCCAGUGCGGGCAGCCCCUCCAGCUACGGCUAUGGCAGCAUUGUCUGGUUCACCCCCCGUAGACAGUGGUCCGCCUUGGCGCCUUCUGGGGCAGGUGCACCUGGGGAAGGCGCCUCUGCUGCUGCUGCUGGCGCCCCUGAGGGUGUGCCUUCCACGGCCAUUGUCCCUGUGCGCGAUGCUAACGCCUCUGCUGGUGCACCAGGGGCCGGUGGCGGAGAGGGCGGGCAUGGUGUGGUGCCUAUUGACGGUGCCCCUGCUGAUGGCUCACCAUUUAUAGUGGACGACACACGCCGCCCCUUGUCUCGCAAGGUGCCUGUGCCUUCCAGCAUGCUCAACCCCUACAGGUUCGCGGUGGUGGUGCGGUUUGUGGUGAUGAUUCUCUUCUUCAAGUUCCGCAUCACCAACCCCAACAACUCCGCCUUCCUGCUCUGGCUCGCCUCCGUCGUCUGCGAGAUCUGGUUUGGAAUCUCCUGGAUAUUCGAUCAGAUGCCCAAGUGGUCGCCCAUCACCAGAGAGACCUUCCUCAACCGCCUCUCCCUCAGGUACGAGCAAGAGGGCCGUCCAUGCGAGCUGCCUCAAGUGGACGUGUUUGUGUCGACGGCUGACCCGCUCAAGGAGCCGCCCCUCGUGACGGCUAACGUCAUUCUCUCCGUGCUCGCUGCUGACUACCCCGUCGACAAGGUCGCAUGCUACCUAUCAGACGACGGUGCGUCCAUGCUGACCUUUGAGGCGCUCAUGGAAACGGCCAACUUCAGCCGCCUGUGGGUGCCCUUCUGCCGCAAGCACGCCAUCGAGCCGCGCGCACCCGAGAUGUACUUCGCUGGGGGCGUUGACUACCUGCUGGGCAAAGUCAACGCAGACUUCGUCAAGGAGAGGCGACGGAUGAAGCGCGAGUACGACGAGUUCAAGGUGCGCAUGAACGCGCUCGUGGUGAAGGCGCAGGACAGCCCGCGGGAGGGUUGGACCAUGCCAGAUGGCACCGCGUGGCCGGGCAAUGACAGGACCGACCACGUGGGCAUGAUCCAGGUGUUUCUGCAGCCCAACGGAGAGACCAAGGACGUCAAUGGCGACCCCCUUCCAUACCUGGUGUACGUGUCGCGUGAGAAGCGCCCCAACUACGACCACAACAAGAAGGCCGGCGCCAUGAACGCCAUGAUGCGUGCGUCUGCCCUGCUGACCAACGCGCCCUUCAUUCUGAACCUGGACUGCGACCACUACGUCAACAACUCCUGCGCCAUCCGCGAGGCCAUCUGUUUCCUGGCGGACCCCCUGAAGGGCGGGCGCGUGUGCUUUGUGCAGUUCCCCCAGCGCUUUGACGGCGUGGACAAGAACGACCGCUACGCCAACCACAACACCGUCUUCUACGAUGUGAACAUGAAGGGGUUGGACGGGCAGCAGGGGCCCAUGUAUGUCGGCACCGGAUGCGUCUUCAGACGCCAGGCGCUGUAUGGCUUUGACCCGCCCUCCAAGAUGCCCACCAAGCGCCGCACCUGCUGCUCUCUCUGCCCUGCCUGGCUCUCCGGCCGCCCCUCCCCCGUGCGCCUGCCCUCCCGCCUCGCCGCAGGGAGGGCGGCGGGGGGAACACAGCAGGGGGAGCUGGGGGACGAUGGGGCAGGCGCGUUCUCCUAUGGGGGGAGGGUGAAGCGCAGGUGGGGGUGGGAGGAGGGGGAGGAGGCAGCGCUGCUACCGACAAGGUGGCAUGUGAAGCGGUUUGGGCUGUGCCACAACUUCAUCAUGACCGUCUUUGACGGCGUGGGGGGCUCCAUGGCCACGGAGGACCCCCAUGAGGUGCUCAGUGACGUCAUCCUGGUCAUAUCCUGUGGCUACGAGGACAACACCGAGUGGGGCACCAGCUGCGGGUGGGUGUACGGCAGUGUGACGGAGGACAUCGUCACGGGCUACAAGAUGCACACGCGCGGGUGGCGCUCCGUCUACUGCAUGCCGCCACGCCCCGCCUUCAAGGGUUCGGCGCCAAUAAACAUGACGGACCGGCUAGCUCAGGUGCUGCGGUGGGCGACGGGGUCGGUGGAGAUCUUCUUCUCGCAGCACAACCCCGUGUGGGCCGACUGCUGCUCCCACCUCAAACUCACCCAGCGCAUCGCGUACAUGAACACGGCGCUGUACCCGUUCACGUCGCUGGCCCUCACCGUCUACUGCUUCCUGCCUGCUAUCAGCCUCUUCUCCGGCCAGUUCAUCGUGCCCAACAUUGACAACUGGGCGGUGCUCUACUUCCUCGCGCUCUUCCUCUCCAUCUUCGCCACCGCCCUCCUAGAAAUCCGCUGGAGUGGCGUGUCGCUGGAGGAGUGGUGGCGCAACGAGCAGUUCUGGGUCAUUGGAGGCACAUCUGCGCACUUUGCUGCUGUGAUGCAGGGGCUGCUGAAGGUGGUGGCGGGCGUGGAGGUGCACUUCACACUCACCUCCAAGGCCUCGCAGGACAUGGAGGAUGAGUUGGCGGAGCUCUACACCGUCCGGUGGACAUGGUUGUUCCUGAUUCCCCUGACCAUCAUCAUUGUGAAUGCAUUCGCCAUUUUGGCCGGUGUGGCGCACGCCAUCAACAACUGGCAAUCCACCGACUCCACCGUCAGUGGCUAUGGCCACCCCAUCAAGGCCCCCACAUCCAAUGCGGACCAGAUUGGUCAACUUGUCGGCCAAGUGUUCUUUUCUGUCUGGGUUCUUCUGCAUCUAUAUCCUUUCACAAAGGGUUUGAUGGGUCGUAGCAACCGCAUGCCAACGCUUGUCAUCGUCUGGGCUAUGCUUUUGGCAAUUGUUCUGUCCCUCCUAUGGGCUCGUAUCUCAAUGAAUUAGUUUACUGAAAGGCAAUUUAGGAGAAUGCAUGUGGUUCUAUAUUUUAGAUUUGAGUUCUAAUUGUACAUCCCGAGUUGUCGUAUUGGUCGUUCAAGUGUCCUUUUGUCGUCGAGUACCAUUUCCAUUA
Closterium sp. NIES-67 is the source of this 5053-nucleotide messenger RNA. The record is from the annotation of a GenBank genome assembly. NCBI's taxonomy places the organism in Eukaryota, Viridiplantae, Streptophyta, Zygnematophyceae, Desmidiales, Closteriaceae.